GUGACAGCUUCUUAUUUUCUCCCUCGCUGCGUUGUUUGCAAACGCACACAGACUGAGGCAGAGGAGUCCAGCAGAGUAACUCAAACAGCCCCCUCACAUUCAGUCUGAAACUUUGAAUUCAAACUCCAACCAUGGUCCCGCCGCUCCGGGCUCAAGCAGCCUUCGCGGCUCUCCGGCAGGUUGAGCCGAUCCUCGUGCUGGAGCAGCUGGGCAGCACCCUCUUCGACACCGCCCUGCAGAUGGUGGUCAGGGACCGGUGUGCCAACGCCACCUACACCGACACCCACAGCUCCAGAGGGGACAGCGAGCAGAAAGCCAUGUCGGACUUCUACAUGGUCUACAACCUCAUCAUCCAGCUCACUCCGAUCCUUCCCGCGGUGCUGCUGGCCAAGUUCGGCGACCGCGGCUGGAGGAGAGCCCCCAUCGUGGUGCCCCUGAGCGGGUACCUGCUGUCCAGGCUCGCCCUGCUCCUGGUGGUCGUCCUCAGCCUCCCGCUGGAGGUGAUGUACGGCGCGGCGGUUCUCUUCGGGCUGUCCGGCGGCUUCUGCGCGUACUGGCCCGGCGUCAUGACGCUGGCGUCGCUGCGCUCCACGGCGACUGACCGGUCCAAGGUGAUGAUGAGAGUGGAGUUGCUGUAUGGGAUAGCAGGUCUGGUGGGCAGCCUGGUGUCGGGUCACCUGUUCCUGCUGUACAACUCCAAUUUGGAACAUGGGACCAUCCUGCUCAUUGUGAGCACGCUGCUGCACCUGCUCAGCCUCUUACACUCCAUAUUCCUGCUGCAGGUGAAACAAGUAGCCAACCAAGACCCAGGGGAGGACUGCCACAUCAUUUCUAACGCCUCCGGUAACGUUCCUGUGGAGGCUUCUGCUGGGAUAAACAUGGUGAACGUGACCCUCCUGUUCGCCGCUGCCAUCCUGUAUGGCUCUGCGGUGGGCGGAGCCAUGGAAAUACUGGGCGUGUAUGUGUUGAAAGAGCCACUCAGCUGGACUGCCACUCAGGUGGGUUAUGGGAACGCAGCAGGAUGCAUGAUUUUCCUCACCAGCUUCCUCGGUGUCAUUGUGUUUCGCCGCUGCGUCAGCGACGUGACGCUCAUCCUGAUCGGCAUGCUGUCGUUUGCCUCAGGAAUUUACUUCAUGUCCUUCGUCACGGCCACCUACAUGUUCUACCUCGCUCGCUCACUCAACCUGUUUGGUCUCAUCCCGAUGCCCACCAUCAGAUCUCUGCUCUCACAGCAGGUUCCAGCAGCCUCAUGUGGCAUCACUCUCACCUCCCUGCAGUUGUCUAUGAAGUUUGCCGGGCUGGCGUACUUCCCUGCCUUCACUAAGAUCUAUCAGAGAACCCUAGACUGGUUCCCAGGCUUCGUCUUCACACUCUCCAGCAUCUUGACAGUACUGGGAAUGAUACCCAUCAGUAUCAUCGGCUAUAGGUCACCUCAGAGACGUCAGUACGUGAGGAUUCAGGGGGACUGAUGGCACAGACAUCAUCACCAGCAGUGAAUUAGCGUUGGUACGAACCAGACAGGAACUGAGACUUGAAAUGGGCAAAA
This is a messenger RNA of Morone saxatilis (striped sea-bass), 1546 nucleotides long. Its product is annotated as thymic stromal cotransporter homolog. The transcript has 7 exons. The record is from RefSeq and is a predicted model, not a curated record. The coding region runs from base 132 to 1469 and encodes 445 amino acids. Gene Ontology annotation, biological process: transmembrane transport. Gene Ontology annotation, molecular function: transmembrane transporter activity. Gene Ontology annotation, cellular component: membrane. NCBI's taxonomy places the organism in Eukaryota, Metazoa, Chordata, Actinopteri, Moronidae.